GAGCCCUGUUGCGGACGAAGGCACAACAAUAACAAAAGCUGCAAGCCGGGAAGUGCUUUCCAUAGAGCACACUAUCGCAGAUGCGGUAAGCAAGAUAAGUCGUUCCGCAGCUGCUGCGUCCAGCCAAAAGAGCGGAGGCCCUUCGACCACGAGUGCAAACGAAACUCGUACCAAAGGAGCUUCUCCGGGAAGCGAUAGUGUCGACGCCGAUAGUACAUCGACAUUACCAUCAGCCACCUCGCAACAACGUGCGGAGGGCUCCCAAGCUGCGCCGGUCCUACUCCCGUCUUUACACUGUGGAGAAGAUGUAGUUGCCAUAAGCGAAGUCGCCGUAAUCGCCUCGAUCAAAACGACCCAGGCCGAGGAUGCGAAUGUGCGGUUGCCUAAGCUUGAGGAGGAUCAGGUGCUGACUGAUUUUUCUGCUUCCGCAGCUGCGGGGGUACAAGCGAUCGAAGUAGGACCGGAUGACCAGCUGGAGGUAGAAGCAGAUCAUGCCAAGGAGUCCACACUGGUUGCAGAGGAAUCGGAACCCUCGUCGUCUAGCACCACCGCGAAAGCCGAGAUUGGAACCGAUGGUCCUGACCAAGAUUCGCAUAUCGAAGCCCCAUCCACCGCGCAAAACGAAGAACCCGCCGGAGUGGCUGCAGUAAAAAAUGAUGCCGCAUCGCCCUUGCCGUUGCUGGCGGAACAACUCGACGAGCGGCAAACCGAGCGAGCUACCACCUCGACUCCUGAGGGGAAAACACUACUUGCACGACCACCGCCCUCAUCGACUACUAGUGAGGAGACGCUCCUUCCGCGCCUAGAUGAUUUCCUAAGUUGCGACGGUUCCCUGGCGGAGUUGCGCAAAGUGCAAGAAAUACAGCAGUCGAACUCACCGUUGUCCGGACCGGCCGCGACAACUGUUCUUUCGCAAAGUACGCCAAGUAGCACCGCGGUGACAUCAUCAACGACGAAGAAAAAGCGGAUGGUCGUCGGAUCUCUAGAUCACGAUGCGGGACGGAUAGGAACUGGUUCGCCGGUGUCAGGAAUAAAGAACAGUAUUGGGACCACGACGGCCUUACAGCAUAGUACUAAAAAUCGUUCACAGCCGGCGCGCGAAGAACCGGCAGUCGGUGGGCUCGGGCUUUUGGACGACAUUGACCUCUCGCAAGAACGUUCCACUUCUUCAGGUCGGGGCAGAACAACGGACAGUCGAACAAACUCCGCAAGCUGGAGCUGGUCCUCUUCCACCACCACAUCUGGAGGUGCUUCGAGCUCGUCCUCAACAUCGGCGACCAUAACGACUUCCCCCCUCGACGACCCAUAUUUCGCGUCCUUAUCCCUCGACGAGCAGGAAGAAAGACUGCGGGAACGGGUACCUGUACUGUUGGAAGAGAUGAAUCGCGCCAGUUUAUCCACCAACGAGUGCGAGCGCGAGUACGGGGAGAAGAAGAAGCGGCAUUCCGCGCUGCUGCAGCAGUGGAAGAUGGCCUACCGGCAGAUGCGGUCGGUGCGCGGGCGGGAGAUCGACGCCGCGCGGCCCUUUUUCGAACAGGAAGAGCGGAAGCACCGCGCGGAACUCCAGAUGUACACGGCGCUGGAAGGGUUCACAGACAUGCAGCAACUGGUCGAUGCCGCGAAAGAUGAGCUGGCAGAUUUGGAGGAAAAACUGCACUACGGGGCCCACGAGGUGAAAUUGUCGGAAGCCGACCAGGAGGAGCUCAGUAAGACCACCUUGCGCAUCUUGCAGGUUCAACAGCGGCGCGACAAAGCCGAGCAGGUGUACGGAAGCGCUUUGAAGCAGUUCGUGACGGCGUGCGAACUGCUGGAACGGCGGAAGGUCGAGGCGGGGCCGGUGUUGCUCGAGGAUGUGCGCCCGCUGUUCCGGCAAAUGGUGUACUACCAAGAGUCAUUGUCUAACUUGAGCGCGGAGGCCGCCGAGGCAGAGGCGCGAGCGCACCAAGCCAGGUUGGACUACCAGGCCGCGUUGCGGGGACUGGAAAACAUCAAUAACACGAUCCACGGCCUGCGCAAGUCCUGUUCUGCGAGUUCCGUCAGGGAAGAAGAUUUGGACCAAGAAGUUGAUGAUAGCCGGGAGAGUGACGAAGAGGGAAGCAGAAGUGGUAGCAAUGAUUUCACGAAUGACAGUUUUACAAACCAUGACAGGAUAGCAACGUCCAAUCCCUUUGAAUGACAGAUGGAUGUAAAAGUCGCUUGCUGAGGGUAGGUCGCAGCGUUUGCUGCGUACCUGCCGCUCCUCGUCGCAUAUCUUUCCGUUAAUUAGAAUCGGGAGAACGAU
Messenger RNA from Amoebophrya sp. A120, 2281 nucleotides. NCBI's taxonomy places the organism in Eukaryota, Dinophyceae, Syndiniales, Amoebophryaceae. The record is from the annotation of a GenBank genome assembly.